GUGUGCGGGAGACUUGGUCCUCCAUAUUUGCGUUUUGAUAUAACAUCAAAAAGUAGUGUUCCGAGGUGGAUUUUUUGGUAGUUUUUCCGGGUAAAGUGGUCGCUUACUUAAGGCUUAAGUAGUUUAUCGUCGAGAAUAAGUUCGCUAAAGGCAGCUAAUUAAGUUUUCCGACGAGGAAUGUACCGUAAAGGAUAACUUUUCACCGAUGGAAAAACUUUGACAAGCGAUCCUAGUCCAAAUAGGAGAGAGUGUCAGCUAGAGUGUGAAAGGGGGAGUGCAGAGAAAAAUCCGCCCCAGAAAAAUCGGUUCAAUACUGUGUGUUUGGAAAACUAAUCGAGGUGGAAAACUGUUGGAGACGAUUAUUGGGGAGUGUUGAUGAUUCAUGGCGAGAAAAUCCAAUAGGAACCGAAUAAUUUCUUCAGCUGCGGGCCAAUUGGGGCUCAUUGUUGGUGGGAAAAGAAAUUUUCGAAUUUGGGAACACCGUAGUCGGACAGUGAAAUAUUUAGGAAGUGCGUGACUGUGUUGUCGUCAUAAUCAUUUGGAGCCUUUUUGAGGGGUAGUGUGCGUUCAAUUUCGGUGCUGUGUGCGUGUUUGCAUGACUGAAAAUUUGUGUUCUGUAAUUUUUACGAGGCCCGCAGUUGCUUUACUGGGGUGACGAGUUCGAAAAGGUGGAAUAAUUGGUGGCUGAUUAACGGUCGAAUAACCGCUGAUCCAUUUGGAAACUAUUGGUGAAGAAAGCUGGAUCCAUUCUGGUCCAAAUAGUCUAGGAAAAGUCACAGGAUGUUGGUGUUGUGACACGAUUGUUUCGUGAAUUUGGGGGUGGUACGAAAGUAUGUUCGUGCGUGUGAAACUGUGACGAAUACAUACGAAACAAAGGAUAUACGGGAGCGCUCCUGUGCGAAAAGUUUGUGAUUUGGAUUCUGUUACAUAAAAAUUUUACGAAAAAGGAUACAGGGCAGUUUCGCGAUAGCUUGUUGUUCCUCGACCGUUUUCAUCUACCGAUUCCGAGUCUGAAAUAUUCAACAGCCCCUACUUGCAAAAGGUUUCCAAAAGCAGGAAUAGCAGAAAAUAACAGCAACAACAGCAAAAAUGGGCACAGUACUAAGUUUUAGUCCCCGGGAGCGUCGACCCAUUUAUUCGACACACCAUCACAGUGCUGGGACACUGUCCUCGUCGAAUUCGGCCGAUUUCCCACUGAACAACUACUCGUACGAGCAGUUGAACAACGUCAAGAACAGGGAAAACACCAAACCACCCAAUCUGAUCCAGGCGGUCCCGAACAACAAUGCCAUCAACAACAACAACAACAACAAUGCGCUCAAUUUGAGUGGCAAAGACGAUGGCAAGAAUAACAACAAUUCGACCAGCGCAGGGGCAUUGAUGUUGCUCCAGCACCAGGCACAACACCAGGCCAACAUCACCGGAAAUGCCAACAUCAACAGCAUCAACAACAACAUCAACAGCAACAACAACAGCAACAGCAUACAGGAACGCAACAACAACAACAAUAACAACAGCAGCAACACCGACAGUGCUCGAAUCCUGUCUGAGAAGAAUGCUCUAGAGAAGAAUCUUAAGAAGCAUUCGUUGUUCAUCAAUGCUUUGUCCUGGAAACGGCUGGCCGCCUCACACGGCAAGAAAAAGCUGGAGAAUCAGAAGAACAAAGCCGCCAAUCUGGGUUCCGGAAUUCCGUUCCGGACUCCGCUCACCGACACGAUCCACCCGAUGGUGGACAAGAACAAGAAUCUGCAGCAGUCGCAAUCGUUCACCCAGCCCAUUUCCGGCAGUCAGCAGCAGCUCGCAGCCCAGCAGCAGCAGCAAACCGUUUACUUCACCCCGGGGGGUCCGAAAGCCUUGCUAGCUCUGGACCUGGUUCGAGCCAACAACACAAAUCCGCUUUCCCAGCCGGAUAAGCUGGCUCCGAAGCUACCGCUGCAACUUCCUCUACCUUUGCAGCCGAUUCUUAGUCAGCAGCAACAAGUGCAGCUCCAGCAGCAGCAGCAACAGCUGCAACAACAGCAACAGCAUGGACAGUUGCCGCAGCAGCUGCAGCAUCACGGUCACGGGCCGAGGAAAACUGUCAUUCAGGCCUCCACAUCCGAGCUGCUGAAAUGUUUGGGAAUGUUCCUGCACGAUCGGUGCCGAAAGUUACGGGAUUUCCAGGCGGGAGAUGCCGUCAUGUGGCUGCGGGCAGUCGACAGGAGUUUACUUAUUCAGGGAUGGCAGGACGUUGCCUUCAUCAAUCCGGCGAAUGUGGUGUUCGUGUACAUGCUGGUCCGGGAGCUGGUCGAUGGCGAGGAAACGAAAGAAGCUGAGCUGCAAGCUGCCGUCCUCACCUGCCUGUACCUGUCCUACUCGUACAUGGGCAACGAGAUUAGCUACCCUUUGAAGCCGUUCCUGGUGGAGGAUUCCAAGGAAAAGUUCUGGGACCGCUGCCUGCUGAUCGUGAACCGGCUGUCCUCCAACAUGCUUCGGAUCAACGCCGAGCCCGGUUUCUUCACCGAAAUCUUUACCGAACUCAAAGCCUGCGGCAUGAACUCGUCCAGCGCGACCAGUAACGGAAACCUGCCGUGUGGUGCAGCUUGACGCAGCAACAUCAACGGUGGCAACAGCAAUUCCGUGACCCUUCAACAACAGCAGCAGCAACAGCAACAACAGCUGCUACAGAACAGCUUGAAUAACAAUAACAUUACCGGCAGCAGCAUCAAUACUAGCAUUAGUGGAAGUGGUAGCAGCAGCAACAACAAUGCUGGCAAUGGUAUCGGAAGUACCAGCACCGGAAGUCGUCAUCCGCGGGAAGUUGUGGUUCGACUGUCGAUAGCUGGGCAACAGCAGAAGUACCAGCACCAGACGACCCUGCAGGAGCUGACCAGUGUGGUUUGAACGAACGAGAACCAGCAAAGAGACGAAGAUGCAAGAACAAACCAAGAGAGGGAAGUUCAACGAACAAGCCUAAGGCCUCAUUAUACCAAAACCACCACCACCAUCGUCACCUUAUCUGAGACAUGAAACCCAAAACAAAACCAAGAAAAACCCGUAACGUAACCCCGUUAGUUCUGAUUCUGAUCUAGAUGAGUUAUUGAGGUCAUCUUCGGAGAUGGCGUUCUGUGUUAGACACUUCUUAGAGACACCGUAUAGAUAGUCAGGUGAAGAUGUUCCGAGGGGUUUUGAAUUACUUGAGACUCUUCGGAGAUCAGCGCUUGAAGUGUGCCGUUUUAAAUUUUAACCUAACUUUAAAAUAUAGGUCAGCCCGAGAGAUUUGUUGCUACCUGACAUUUCGGUUUUUGAAAUUCUGUACCUAAGUGGUACAAAAAAAGAAAAACAAAACUCACAAUCCGGAAAUAUAUUUAAAAACAUCGUUAGACAUUCCCAGAAGAAAGAAAAUCCCGAAAUCGAAAAAUAUUUAACCACAGAGACAGAACCAUAUAGACACACACACACGUAUAAAUCUAAAAAAGGCGGCUUUUGUGGUUGCAGUUGAAGAGAACCACAAACGGAAACAAAAACAAAAUGUGAUUCAAUGAAAAAUAAUUUACUACAACUAAAGUUAGGAGUCGUUCCCUGCGAAAGUACGUUUGAUGCUGGUAGAAACGAAAUACAGCAACUGGCUGUAAAGGUUAUGAAAAAUGUUCGAAAAAAUCACUCCGCAAGAUUGAUUCCAUCGGAAUUGUGACAGAAGGCUAAAUCUCAUUCAAAAGUGCAGGUUUGAUCUUGUUUUGAACCAUUGGGCAUAUAGUCCUCAUCACUGGGCCAUUUUCCAUAGAACAGAAAUCUUCAGAAAAGAAGAAUCUCAAAAAUACUUCUCAUUUGUUUUUAUUUUAUCUGUCAAACACAAGAAACGGAAGAGGCUAGAAUAAAUUGUUCAGAAAAUCAACUUGAAGAAAGAAAAAUUAAAGACACAGCAUGUAAAAAAAUCUAGUCAAAGGAAGGGAAGAAACCAAAAACAAAAAAAAACACGAAACGGAAGAAGUACCCAAAAAUUGCCUAGUUAGUAAGUGAAUGUUGAAGUUUGAUUUUAGAGGUUAAGUCAAAGAUGGUGAAAAAAAGGAGCUUGGUUUGAGUGUGCAAUGCGAUAGGGGUGGAAAAGUGACAUACAAGAUUGUUUGCUUUUAUAUUUAUUUCUAUUUUAAGUUAGAUCAUUUAGGGAUUUUCGAUCCCUCUACAUUCCGUUAGGUAAUAUUGAUACAUAUCAGGAAUGUUCAAAACAGGCAGCAUACGUAAACAUUUAUAAAAAAAAAUGCAUAAUUUUAAUUAAAUUUUGUGAUUUUAGCUUACUUCUGGCCAUGGAAACGCUUUUCUAUAGAAAAAAAAUCAACUGGCAACACGGAAAUCUAGUCAUUUUUACUAACAAGUUCUAAUUUUAAGCAAUCUCCGGUUUUUUGUUUUUAUUUAAUUAUUUAUAAUUCACAAAAUCAAACGUAGAUAAAUCAAGCCCUCUUUCACAGAUGUAUAAAUUAAAAUCGAAAAGUGUACAUACCAAAAAAUAUUUUAAAUUCCGAUCAAAGCAAGAAAAAAGUUUAAAAACGCUAAAAGCAAACAAAUUUUCAACCAAAAAAAAAUGCAACAUUUCACUUAUACACUUUCACUACGAUAUUAUGUUUAGAUAAAAAAAAAAAUGGCAUCCAAUAAUCCAUCCAAACGUUGAGUUGAUUAAUUUUAGCGAUAAAUUAAGCUUCAAAAUGAGCUGACUUCCCAGUAGAAAAAUACAAAAAAAAAACUUAUCGAUUGAAAACAAACCAAAAACAUAAAAUAAGGUUUGAAAUUUUGAGUUGAGUAAAUUUGUAAAUCAGAAACUUUUGAGGAAAACACUUUAGAAU
Molecule: messenger RNA, 4817 nt
Organism: Uranotaenia lowii
Lineage: Eukaryota; Metazoa; Arthropoda; Insecta; Diptera; Culicidae
Product: cyclin-dependent kinase 5 activator 1-like
Exons: 4
Coding region: 1090-2586 (498 amino acids)
Biological process (GO): activation of protein kinase activity; positive regulation of cyclin-dependent protein serine/threonine kinase activity
Cellular component (GO): protein kinase 5 complex; cytoplasm
Molecular function (GO): cyclin-dependent protein serine/threonine kinase activator activity; protein kinase binding
Source: RefSeq, a predicted model, not a curated record